AUGCGAAUAUUUAUUGAUCGAAUCGCUGAUAAAUCUGUAAAACCCAACUGGUCCAACUGCGUUUUCCCUAGAAUUGGUGUAAACGAGCAUCGCACGGUUGGUGCGCCGUCGUGGUCGCUUUCAUUAGCCAACGGUGAUGGUUGCCUUCCACUGAAGACGCCGUCCUGCGCCGUGGAGCGCUACACUUACAAGGCCGAAGGUGAACCCUCGCGUCUGGCCGUGUUCCGUUCCACGCCCAAACGCGCCAUCGCCUCUUCCUGCACCAGUCUGCUGCCAACAUCCUCUCUUCCUACCCCACCUCCACAACCCCGCGCCGUCAUUCGCGCCCCCAAUCUACCCCGCUGCUCAAUCGGAAACUUUAUCUGCCGCAAAUGCAGGAAAGCCCUCUCCCCUCCCGCCACAACCCAAGAAACUCCCUCCACCAAUCAUCGGCAUUCAUCCUCCUCAAAGCCGGCCAAGCGGAAAGAGCGACCUGAUGCUGCGCCACCAGCUAAGCCGUCGACAUCUCUGAAGAAGCAGCGACCUGUCGCGGAAGACGAAACUUCGACGGAGCCACCGAAAUCGAAAAAACGGAAACAGGUUGACGAGUUGUCGGCUGCAAAGAAAAAGGCCGAAUGCCUACCCGAUUUCACACACACCCCAUCCCCAAUUCAAAAUCACCUCAAAAAACGUAAGGAGGAGGUACCGGCUGUUCGCCCCCCAAAAGACAAGAUUAAGGCCCAAUCAGCUUCGUUAUUACAAUCCGCACGAGCUACCAUUAUCUCACCGAAGUCCUCUGAUGCGGUGAGCAUUGUACCUCCAGCAAAGGCUCCAUGCCCCCAUUCUAGCUCUCCGUUUCGUCCUCAAAGGCCACACAAAAAGUCCAAGAGCCGAAGCAUUCGCGCUGAGCGAGACUCGGAAGGAAAAGGUGUUAAUGGCGCCAGCACAGAGUCACCGUGUUCCCCCGCUGCGACAACCAGUGUUGGAGUUGAACGAGUUGAUGUGCCCGAGAAGGCGGAACCUGCACCGUCACCACGCGUCCCCUCCGCAGUUACGCCCCCCCUGCCUCCGAUUAAGAUCAAAAUCAAUCGAUGCGUCUUGUCGAGUAAUGGCGAAGGCAGCAACAGUGAUCAAGGGAAGGGUUCGGACUCGGUAAAUGAGUACCAGGUGCAAGUUAUGCUCAACGAUUUGUCCGAAGCAGUUGCCACUCCUCCACUGCUGCCCUCUCAGAAACCGCCCCCUCCUUCACCUCCAAAGGAAACAUCAAAUGCAGAAUUGUCGCCAAUGGUGACACCCUCUCAAUCACAAUCCGGGGACUCUCGGAUUCCCUCACCUCACACGCAGCCGCCUCUAGGGGCCGACGAGCGUCUUGUCAAGUGCUAUCGACUUCCCGAGACACCCUCGACGGUGUUCCGUGUCGGCGAUGUCGUCUGGUGCAAGUUGGCCGGCUGGCCGUGGUGGCCUGCGCGCAUAACCAGUCUCCGUCGAUCCGACGCUUCCUGCGACGCCUGUGUGCGCUGGUUUGCCUGGGACCAGGUCUCCUACUUCCCCUGCGACAAACUCCUGCCCUUCCUUGCCUACUAUGACAGAAAGGUGGACAAGCGACGGGUUAAAAAGCGCGGGGCGUACAAACAGGCUGUGGAGGAUGCCCGCGAGGCAGCUCAAGAACGCGCAGCCCAGCCCCCUCCAUCUGACGAAGAUGUUAGUGGUGAUGAGGAGGGGGCAAGCUCAGACGCCACGGCCAAGUCUUCCGCGCCGCUCAAAGUCCCACGAAAAGCGCGUCCCAAGAGCGCAAGGAGUGAGGUGGCAGAAGCGCCGGAGAGCCAGAAGACGCCAACCCCAACCAAUGGUCUUCCAGCUGCACCUCCCUCCGACGAAUCCGAGAGCGAGUUUGACGGAGGCGGCCCACUCGUUAUCGAUCCCGCCGCCACCGGCCCAAAGACCCUCGACAGUGAUGCUGGCGAGUCACGAGUCUUCCUUUCCACCCCCACCAAGUCGUGUCCGAUUCUGCAGCAGCACUGA
Molecule: messenger RNA, 2001 nt
Organism: Mesocestoides corti
Lineage: Eukaryota; Metazoa; Platyhelminthes; Cestoda; Cyclophyllidea; Mesocestoididae
Source: the annotation of a GenBank genome assembly